Molecule: messenger RNA, 585 nt
Organism: Synchiropus splendidus (mandarinfish)
Lineage: Eukaryota; Metazoa; Chordata; Actinopteri; Syngnathiformes; Callionymidae
Product: PTB domain-containing engulfment adapter protein 1-like
Exons: 6
Coding region: 1-585 (194 amino acids)
Source: RefSeq, a predicted model, not a curated record
AUGGAAGCAGGCGCGUCAGCCGCGGGCCACAGAGAGAUCACGUUUUCUGUCAAGUUCCUGGGCCGAGUGCAGGUCGUCCGACCUGAUGGUCUGACUGUUCUGGAUGAAGCUGCUAAAAGCCUUCAGACUCCGGAUCAAUACUCGUCAGAAAAAGCAUCAAAGAGGACCAAAGUCCACCUCACCAUGUCAUUAAAUGGCAUCAACAUUUUAGAAAACAAAACAAAGUACCUGCUAUACACCUGUCCAUUACCCAAUGUGUCCUUCUGCGCCGUCCUGCCGUCUUCGCCUGAAGUCUUUGGCUUCGUGGCGAAACACCAGUCAGCUGAUAUCUUCCACUGUUACCUGUUCCGGAGCAGGAAGUUUUCUCACGUCUUGGUCACAGUCAUUGGUGAUGCGUUCGCAGCAUCCAGAGAACAAGCGAACCUGAACAAUGGACAAGAUCUGAUAGUGGAGGGACUCAGAUAUGAGAACAGAAAGCUGAAGAAGGAGAAUCUGGCUCUGAAAAAGCGGCUGGCGGGACCGCCGUCCGCGCUUGUUUAUUUAGACUCAGACAUGGAAGGAAACGAGCUCAGUCUUGACAUUUGA